AUCAAUGUAAUAAUAAAUGAAACCAAAUUAUAAAGUCUUAUUCAGGUGUUAUUCUAUAUAUACGAGGACAGCCAUAAUGGCUCCCUUAAAAUACAAAAUUUGCGGCUUGUAUUCGAAUUUUUGCUCCCCAAGACGUAAUAUGGGUGUUCUUUCCGACUUCAUUAAUAAUGUAAAGAAAGGUUUCGAGUCUAAAGAGAUGAAAGACUCGAUUGAGCAAUUAACUUCUGAAGCUAGAAAAAGGACACAAAAUGUGGAUAAAUUAAGGAAGCGAACAUAUGAAACUAUUAAUCCUUUUGCUGUUGCGACUAUUAAAAAAGUUAUUUUAGUCUUAAUUAAACUUCAGAAGAUGGUUAACAUAGUUUUCCCUGUAAGUAUACGCCGCAAAGGUUCUGCCUUUACGAGAAAGUUGACUAACGCCACAGUUGAAGCUACACAAAAGACGGCAAAAAAGCUUGAUCAAACUGCAGUUUUUAAGAACGUUAAAAAGGGCACCAACUUUUUAAAAGAGGAGCUUGUUGAUGGCAGCGUUCUAGCCUCUGCUAGAUAUCAUCCUUACCAAAGCCCAACUCUACAAGUAAAGGAAAAAGUUUUGAAGUCAACCAUUUCUGCUGAGGCAUCCCAAGUGCCUGAGAAUUUAGAUGCCCAAGAUGUUGUAUUACAUAAAAGCUCGCGUUGGGAGGUUGAGUGGCAAAAUUUUAAAGAUAAUAAUUCUGUUUUACAGCGCGCUUAUGAAUGGAAAAUGUUUUAUGACGAAUCUGACAAUAUACUAAUUCGUGGUUUACGAAACAUACACGAAAAGUUUUCUGAGGCUAAAGAGUCUCUGGUUGGAGGAAACGAUACUUUAUUGGUUCUUGAAGAAAUUAAGAGGCUAGAUCCCUCUUUUGAAAAAGAAGAUUUCAUAGAGCUCGCUCACUCGCAAUACAUACCCUUGCUUUUGGAAUCUUAUUAUAAAAAAGACCUUGAUCUCUUAGAGAAAUGGUGUUCUGACGCUGUCUUUAAAUGCUUAACGACCAUUUUUAAGAAUCAACAAAAACUUGGAAUCUCGGAACAUUGCGACAUUCGAGAAAUUUCUUAUGUCGACAUCUUUGAUGCCGUACGAAUGGAGCAAGGGCCCGUACUAAACGUAGUUGCCCGUGUUCAGCAAGUCUGUGUGGGCAAAGACCGCGCAGGAAAUAUUAUUCACGGAGAUCCGAAUAUUGUCGAAGAAGCUUUUUACUAUAUAGCGUUUUUCCGAGAGCAGGACGUCUAUCAAGCUGGCGGAUGGAAAAUUCAAGACUUUGCGAUUCACUAUAAGAGACCAAUGGCGUUAUAAGCUUGGCCAAAUGAAGUUGGAACGGCUAAUUAAAAUGUGUCUGAGGCCAAUCCAUGGAAGUUUAUUACUUCUUUGGGGAUUGGGGAAAAGCUUUCUAUGCAGUUCUGGUUGGAGCAUUAAAAAAUAA
Messenger RNA from Zophobas morio, 1439 nucleotides. RefSeq names its product mitochondrial import inner membrane translocase subunit TIM44-like. Gene Ontology annotation, molecular function: protein-folding chaperone binding. The coding region runs from base 17 to 1312 and encodes 431 amino acids. The record is from RefSeq and is a predicted model, not a curated record. Lineage: Eukaryota; Metazoa; Arthropoda; Insecta; Coleoptera; Tenebrionidae. Gene Ontology annotation, biological process: protein import into mitochondrial matrix. The transcript has 11 exons. Gene Ontology annotation, cellular component: mitochondrial inner membrane.